CUGGUGGGCUCUGAGCUGUGAUUUAGCUGUUUCCGGUUCAUUAUUUUUUUCCCUUCUUCACACACCUCCAAAAUCCCUUGAAAAACCCACCUCCCCUUUCUCUCUCUCUCCUCAAACCCCAAAACAAAAUCCCUCUCAGAUCUCAGGCCGACGCCCAUUUUGCAUUUUUGGAGGAUUUCUUACAAAACCCAAUUUUUCUAUCUUAGCUGAGACACUAAACAGCCGAAGCCCAUUUUGCAUUUUGGAUGAUUUCUUGCAAAACCCAUUUUUUCUCUCAAAAUCUUCUUGGCUGAGACACUAAACAGCCGACGCCCAUUUUGCAUUUUGGAGGUUUUUCUUGCAAAAUCAAAGUGGCAUUUGCUAAAUCAGAGGUCUCAUGUGAGAUGAGGAAGAAGAUCCACUUCUAUCCUCAUCUCUCUCUUCUCAUUUCCUUCUUUCUUGGCACGAUUGUGUGCCUCUCUUCUGCUGCUUCUCAGCAGAUCUCGACUAUCUCCUCCCAUGGACGCCUCACUGAUGCUGAAGCUAUGUACAUCAAGAAGCGCCAGCUUCUUUAUUACAGAGAUGAAUUUGGUGAUAGAGGUGAGAGUGUUACUGUAGACCCAACUCUGGUUUUUGAGAAUCCAAGAAUUCGAAAUGCUUACAUAGCAUUGCAAGCUUGGAAACAAGCUAUUCUUUCUGAUCCUAUGAAUCUCACUGCCAACUGGGUCGGAUCUAAUGUCUGCAACUAUACUGGGGUUUACUGUGCUCAAGCGCCAGAUAAUAAGACAAUCAGUACUGUCGCCGGCAUUGACCUCAACCAUGGUGAUAUCGCUGGAUACUUGCCGGAAGAGCUUGGUUUGCUGGUGGAUCUUGCAUUGUUUCACAUCAACACCAACAGGUUUUGUGGAACUGUACCUCAUAAGUUCAAGAACCUGAGGCUGCUUUUUGAGCUGGAUCUUAGCAACAACAGGUUUGCUGGGAAAUUCCCUAAAGUUGUUCUCAAUCUACCCAUGCUCAAAUUUUUGGAUCUGAGGUUCAAUGAAUUUGAGGGCAGUGUACCAAAAGAGCUAUUUGAUAAAGAUUUAGAUGCAAUCUUCAUCAACCACAACAGGUUCGUUUUCGAUAUUCCAGACAACUUUGGCAACUCCCCAGUUUCAGUUAUUGUUUUGGCCAACAACAAGUUCCAUGGCUGCGUCCCGUCAAGCUUGGGUAAUAUGACGAAUCUUAAUGAAAUCAUUCUCAUGAAUAAUAAUCUCAAGUCCUGUUUGCCGCCGGAGAUUGGCAUGCUCAAGGACCUGAAUGUGUUGGACGUGAGCUAUAAUCAGUUAAUGGGUCCAUUGCCGGACACGUUUGGAGGUUUGCUUGGUCUUGAGCAGCUCAAUGUGGCUCAUAACAUGCUCUCUGGGAGUAUUCCACCCAGUAUCUGCAAGUUACCCAAUUUGGAGAACUUCACCUUUUCUUACAACUUCUUCACUGGAGAGCCACCUGUGUGCUUGAGCCUCAAGGACUUCGAUGACAGGAGGAAUUGCUUGCCUGCGAGGCCAUCACAAAGAUCACCGGCGCAAUGCAGGGCAUUUAAGCCUGUGGAUUGUAGUGUGUUUAGAUGUAAGCCUUUUGUUCCAUCUUUGCCUGCUCCUCCUCCGCCUUCCCCACCACCACCAGUUUUUGUUCCUCAAUCGCCACCCCCACCACCGCCACCAGUUUACCCUCCUCCUCCUCCACCACCACCAGUGUACUCGCCACCUCCUCCUCCACCUUCACCCGCACCACCAGUAUACUCGCCACCUCCUCCACCACCGUCACCCCCACCACCUUUGUACUCUCCUCCACCACCUUCUCCCCCGCCACCUUCUCCACCACCUCCUCCUCCGCCAGUUUACUCUCCGCCUCCCCCUCCACCUUCCCCACCUCCACCAUCUCCUCCUCCACCUUCUCCACCACCACCUCGCCCACCAGUUUACUCUCCACCUCCGCCUCCACCUUCCCCACCUCCACCGUCGCCGCCUCCUCCAUCUCCUCCACCACCUUCACCAUUGCCUCCUUGUGUGCGACCCCCGCCACCUCCUCCCCCAAAUUCUCCACCACCUCCAUCUCCACCUCCGGUAUUUUCGCCUCCACCGCCUACUCCUUACUAUUACAGCUCUCCACCACCGCCUUCACCACCUCCACCACCGCCUUCACCACCACCGCCUCCACAUUCACCUCCACCACCUAUCUAUCCCUACUUAUCACCUCCGCCUCCACCUAUAUACUCUCCACCUCCUCCAGUCCAUUCGCCACCACCACCCUCUCCACCCCCUUGUAUAGAGCCUCCACCACCACCACCACCACCACCAUGUGUAGAGUAUUCACCCCCUCCACCUUCGCCGCCUCCACCAUCACCGUCGCCUCCACCACCUACACAUUACAAGCCGCCACCAUCCCCAUCACCACCUCCCCCACCUCUACCUGUAACCUAUGCAUCUCCACCACCGCCGGUUCACUACAAUUCUCCACCGCCACCAUCUCCAUCACCACCUCCUCCAGCUCCAGUGUACGAGGGACCAUUGCCACCGAUCACCGGGGUCUCGUACGCGUCACCUCCUCCACCACCCUACUACUGAUUCUUUUGAGAAUUAUCUCCUCUGACCUUUCAUCAAAUUCAUCAAACAAAAAAAAAAGACUAAAUUUGUCAAGAGGGCUUCUUUUCUCUUUGGGCAAUUCUCAUCGCUCCCAGAGAAAAGAAUAAGAAGCAUAUUUGGAAAAUGGUCUGUGCAGUUUUAGGAUUGAAUCCUCUCCAACAAAUGGUCUCUGCGGACAAGCAUUAUCUCAUUAUUGAUUAAGAAACGCAGAGAACAAGGUAGAGAGAGGUAAGAGGAGAUAGUUUCUCCAUAUUUAUUCGAAUUGUUAUGGAAUAUUUGAGUCGCAUAAAUAAAAAUAAGAAAAUUGCAGAGAAAGAGUAGGUUUGCAGAGAAAGUUGUAUGUAUAGUGAUGGAUUGGAGACCAUAAUCAGGGCUACUGCUGCUGGUUUCGGGCCUUUCAUUGUUCUUCUUCUUCUUCUUCUUCUUAUAUACUUUUUUUUUCUUUUCUUUAUUUUUUCUUUUCAAUUUUAUAGUAUAAUCAUGAUUAUUUCAUUUGUAUUGAUUUCCUGAAUUCAGUCUCAUUUUCUUUUUUUGCUUCA
Manihot esculenta (cassava) is the source of this 3139-nucleotide messenger RNA. RefSeq names its product leucine-rich repeat extensin-like protein 4. The coding region runs from base 384 to 2582 and encodes 732 amino acids. The transcript has a single exon. Lineage: Eukaryota; Viridiplantae; Streptophyta; Magnoliopsida; Malpighiales; Euphorbiaceae. The record is from RefSeq and is a predicted model, not a curated record. Gene Ontology annotation, molecular function: protein binding.